Symphalangus syndactylus (siamang) is the source of this 1905-nucleotide messenger RNA. RefSeq names its product DEAD-box helicase 28 (gene DDX28). Gene Ontology annotation, cellular component: cytosol. Lineage: Eukaryota; Metazoa; Chordata; Mammalia; Primates; Hylobatidae. The record is from RefSeq and is a predicted model, not a curated record. Gene Ontology annotation, molecular function: nucleic acid binding; RNA helicase activity; ATP binding.
AUGGCUCUAACGCGGCCGGUGCGGCUCUUUUCUCUCGUGGCUCGGUUGCUCCUGACGCCCCGACGAGGCCUCACGGUCCGCAGUCCCGACGAACCCCUGCCGGUGGUGCGCAUCCCAGUGGCUCUACAGCGGCAGUUGGAACAGCGGCAGAGCAGGCGUCGGAACCUCCCGAGGCCGGUGCUGGUUCGACCCGGACCGCUGCUGGUUUCGGCGCGGCGGCCGGAGUUGAACCAGCCGGCGCGCCUCACACUGGGCCGUUGGGAGCGCGCGCCGCUAGCCUCUCAAGGCUGGAAGAGUCGACUCGCGCGUCGGGACCACUUCUCCAUCGAGCGCGCGCAACAGGAGGCGCCAGCGGUGCGAAAGCUGUCGUCUAAGGGUAGCUUUGCUGAUCUGGGCCUGGAGCCCCGUGUGCUGCACGCACUACAGGAGGCUGCGCCUGAAGUCGUUCAGCCCACAACCGUGCAGUCUAGCACCAUCCCUCCACUACUUCGCGGCCGCCACGUCCUUUGCGCCGCAGAAACCGGCAGUGGCAAGACUCUCAGCUACCUCCUGCCGCUGCUUCAACGGCUCUUGGGCCAGCCAAGCCUGGACUCCCUUCGUAUCCCCGCGCCCCGAGGCCUGGUCCUUGUUCCUUCCCGAGAAUUGGCCCAACAGGUGCGGGCUGUGGCCCAACCCUUGGGCCGCUCUUUGGGCCUGCUGGUGCGGGACCUGGAGGGAGGCCACGGCAUGCGUAGGAUCAGGCUGCAACUGUCCAGACAACCUUCAGCAGAUGUGCUUGUGGCCACUCCAGGGGCUCUGUGGAAGGCCCUGAAAAGUCGACUGAUCAGUCUGGAGCAACUCUCCUUCUUGGUGUUGGAUGAGGCAGACACACUGCUGGAUGAAAGCUUCCUGGAACUGGUGGACUACAUCUUAGAGAAGAGCCACAUAGCAGAAGGCCCAGCUGACUUGGAAGACCCUUUCAAUCCCAAAGCUCAGUUAGUGCUGGUAGGAGCCACAUUUCCCGAAGGUGUAGGCCAGUUGCUGAAUAAAGUCGCCAGCCCAGAUGCUGUCACCACCAUCACCAGCUCCAAGCUCCACUGUAUCAUGCCUCAUGUGAAACAGACAUUUCUGAGACUGAAGGGAGCAGAUAAGGUGGCCGAGCUGGUGCACAUCCUCAAGCAUCAUGACAGAGCAGAAAGGACUGGCCCCUCAGGAACUGUUCUGGUGUUCUGUAAUAGCUCCAGCACUGUGAACUGGCUGGGUUAUAUUCUGGAUGACCACAAAAUCCAACAUCUAAGGUUGCAGGGGCAAAUGCCAGCCUUGAUGAGAGUAGGAAUCUUCCAGUCCUUCCAGAAGAGCUCCCGAGACAUACUUCUCUGCACAGACAUAGCCUCUCGGGGCCUGGACAGCACUGGUGUGGAGCUGGUUAUCAAUUACGAUUUCCCCCCAACGCUGCAAGAUUACAUCCACAGAGCAGGGAGAGUGGGCCGUGUGGGGAGCGAGGUUCCAGGCACCGUCAUCAGUUUUGUGACUCAUCCCUGGGAUGUGAGCCUGGUUCAGAAGAUUGAGCUGGCGGCUCGCCGAAGGAGAAGUCUUCCAGGACUAGCAUCCUCGGUGAAAGAGCCUUUGCCGCAGCAGCCUGAUUUUGACAAAUUUGAUUAAAAUGUGAUGCUAGAACAGGGAUCUUUCCCAGUAUCUUGGGUGGGUGACCACACUUGUCAGUGGGAGGCUCUGGGCUGCCCUGUCAGCUCCUUGAGGGUGGGAUGAACUGCUUUGUGACUUGGAAAGGUAAGCUGCUGGCCAGCAUUGGAGAAGAAGCUGCUGAGCAUGGCUUUCUGUAGUCUUUCACAAGACACAAGUGGAUUUUGACUUUGUAUCAUAACAUGAUUUCUAACAAUAAAUGAUAUUUUUAUGUGCCUCCCCUAA